UAGCAGUCGAAACCCCACAACUUGUGUUCGUGUUUUCGAAGUUGAUGGACAGUUCGUGUGGUUCGAAUUAUUAAUUAUUUUAAAAUAUAUUUAAUUUUCUAUUCAAGACACACCGGGUGCAAUGUAGUUGAGUUAAAUGGAAACAGAUCAGGAAGAUGAAAUUGAAGCCCUUAAAGCUAUAUUUUGCAAAGAAGGAGAGCUGGAAACUAAUAAAGGUUGUAAAUUUUAAUGUCGCCUGCCUACUGUAGCCUAAAUCAAUCAAAUUCAAAUCAAUGUCAAUGUCAUUGUAACUUAAACUUAAACUAACGUUAAACUCAUUAAACUGAAAAGCGUUAAAUGCAAUUUAUUGCCAAAACAAUGGUCAAAAUAGCUACAGUAUUGAAUAUCUGGUCAAGUAUGGUUUUAGCUAAUAAUUUAAUUAUUAUUUUUUUUUAAAUUUGAAAUUAAAAUAAGGAAUUUAAUUAAUAAAUGAUGUAAUAAUAGGCAAUAGAAAUUGUAUUUACUUAGGGCAGGGGCCAUUCAUAAAUGAUGUGAAAAAUGUGAUGUCACACUAAUUUAGAAGUUUUAUUAACACUCCCAUCAACAGAGAAAUCAACCUCAAAGUCAAAACACAUCAUCAUAAAUGAUACUUUUAAUUUUAAAAUUAAUCAAUUAAUCACUUUCCUUUGGUGCUAUAAUUAAAUAUUUAAGGUUAUAAAAUCCUCACAUUAUCUGAGUAUUCAACAAACUUUUACUAAUUACAAUUGUGUUUCACAGGGCUCUCAAAAAUUAGUUACAAGGACAAUUGAAUUCAAUAGUGAAAAGGAAUUCCACAACAAAUUAUUAUAUUUUCAAAAUUGCUCGCAAAAGAAUAAUUCAAAGUAUUACUACUAUUACUUCCAUCAAACCACUAUAUACGACUUACCUGAUUCCUUAAGUUUAAUAAAAGAUUUCAAACAGAAAGAUUCCACAAAAUAUAAAAAUAUUGCUUGAACUGAGUAAAAAAAAAAAUGCUUGCUAUCAUGUCAACCGACAAAUGAGAAUCCCUGUAAAAACAAACUUUUUAUUUUAAUAAUAGAUUUAUAUAGGCCUGCUUAUUUAUGGCAUGGACCAUUAAAUAUGCAUUACAAUACAUUUUUAGAAAUUUUACUGUAAUUUUGCUAUAAAAGCCUCUGGAAAAACUUAUAAACUUGUGCCAGGUAUAUUUAUUGAGACUCAGCUAUUUCCCAUAUGAUAAUUUUUUUCUUUCCUUUAAAAUUAGGUCAAGAUGGUCAUCAGGUCACAAUUUACUUUCAAUUCCAGCACAUUACUUUCAAAAGAGAUUUUGAUUCUGGAAAUACCAGUGUCACUGUUUCAUUGCCAUCGAGCUACCCGCAAAAAGACUUGCCAGUUAUCACCUUAAAAUGUACAUUCUUGUCGGUGAAUACUCUUCUCAUUCUGACCGGGAAAAUACAGGAGAGAGCUAACAGUCUUCUAGGGGAGGCAAUGUUAAUGAAUUUGUUUUUCUAUGCUCAAGAGUUGCUAGAAGAAGAAGCACACAAAUAUUUAAAUACCAAGUUAGAGCUUGCUGAAAAUAUAAGACAAUCACAAAUAAAUGGCUGUUGUGUGAAUGUGAAACCAAACCUUCAGGAAUCAAUUGAUAAAUCUGAAACAUCAGUUUAUGACACACAAGCAAUGGUACCUGCAGAUGACACAUUACAUGACAAAUUACCUGAAAGUACAGAAAAGCCUAGUCAGAAAGUAAGAAGCAGGAAUGAUUCAAAGACAGUAACAUGUGUCCUUCAAUUAGAUCACAUGAGAUCAAAGCAAAGUUACACAAAACUAAUAAAAAAAUGGAUUCUUGAACUUGGCUUAACUGGCAGACUUUGCUUUUGUCAAAAAAUUAUACUUAUAAUACUUCAAGGGAACAUAUCAGCAGUCAAAGUGAGUAACUAUUGGUAGCGUCCCUUGCUAACAAGAAGUGGCUUAUUAUAGAGUUAAUUCUUAAUAUAAAUACCACCAGUUGUACAUCAAACACAUAUAAACUUAUUUAUAUCCAUUAUUUUAUUAUAAAUUUAUUGAUGCAGUGACAUAGAAAGUGUUAACAAAGCAACCACUUCCAUUUAAUUCUUCAAUGUUUUUGCACAACAUUUUUUCUGUACAUCAGGGGUUCUUUCUUUGCUGCACCACACUUCUCCUCAUUUCAAAACAAUACCAGCACCCCUAUCUCGAUUUCAAAACAAUGCCAGCACCCCCAUCUCGAUUUCAAAACAAAGUAUCUCACACCCCAACUUUAAAAAAAAGCAAAUAAAAAUUAUUAUCAGGUUUUUACUGCACCCUGAUACUGCCCGCUUCACCCCCAGGGGGCAACGUACACCUGGUUAAGAAGACCUGCUUUAUAUUUUAUCAAAAUCUUUGUGAGUAAAGUCAUUCUAUUGUAUCCUGGUAGGAUUUUUCAAAACCACUUCCAGUAUUUGUUUAUAGAAAAUAAACACUUCAUAUUGUUCAGUUUAAAUUUGACAUUCUUGAUGGUACUAGGAAUAUAUUGUCAAGAACAGAACCACAAAUGUGGACGUGGACUCAAAAGGCAGGAGUUGCAAAGAGAGAAUGCUGACAGUGCUGUGUGAGAUUCCUUGUGAUAUAAAUACAAAGUAAGUAAGAUUUAUUUAUCAUUUAUAGUUAGUGCUAGAGGGUAUUGACUAUUUUGUCUAGUUUUGUGAUGUCUUUUGAUGCUUGACAAGUGACAGUCAAGCAUCUUCAUAAGAGACUUGAUGAGUGACGGUAUAACUGACCAGCUGUGAUGGUAUUCAAAGAUGGAACAAAAACCAGAACUAGUUUACUCAAAAUGCCAGCAGGUUUCGCCAGAAGUUGUGAAACUAUUAUCUGAGAAAUAUUUUACGUUUUCAAUAAACUGGAGAUAUCAACCAAACAAUUGUAACGUGAUGCUCUGCAGACCAAACAAAUAAAUGGCAGGAAGCCAAUUGUGUUGAUCAUGGGUUGUAUUUAUCAUCUUUUCAACCUGUGUGCACGGGAAGGUAUAAAUUAGAUACUUGUCAGCACAGGAAGGUAUACAUUAGAUACUUGUCAGCACAGGAAGGUAUACAUUAGAUACUUGUCAGCACAGGAAGGUAUACAUUAGAUACUGGUCAGCACAGGAAGGUAUACAUUAGAUACUUGUCAGCACAGGAAGAUAUACAUUAGAUACUUGUCAGCACAGGAAGGUAUACAUUAGAUACUUGUCAGCACAAGAAGGUAUACAUUAGAUACUUGUCAGCACAGGAAGGUAUACAUUAGAUACUUGUCAGCACAGGAAGAUAUAAAUUAGAUACUUGUCAGCACAGGAAGGUAUACAUUAGAUACUUGUCAGCACAGGCUGGUAUACAUUAGAUACUUGUCAGCACAGGAAGGUAUGCAUUAAAUACUUGUCAGUUCCUGUGGAUGAAAUCAGAGUGGGUCUUUAAUUCUUUAAAAAAACAGAUAACUUACAAGGAUUUUUAAAAAUAUUCCCUGUUUCACUGAUAUUGCAUUAAAGCAAUGCACACUAUGAAAGUUAUCUCAAUGAAUGCACACUAUGAAAGUUAUCUCAAUGAAUGCACACUAUGAAAGUUUUCUCAAUGAAUGCACACUAUGAAAGUUACCUCAAUGAAUGCACACUAUGAAAGUUAUCUCAAUGAGUGCACACUGUGAAAGUUAUCUCAGUGAAUGCGCACUAUGAAAGUUAUCUCAAUGAAUGCACACUGUGAAACUUAUCUAAAAGCUAAAUGAUACAGGGCUGAUUCCAGAAGCAGAUCCAAUGAAAAAUAUUGUUCAUGUUAAAAUUAACAGAAGUACUUGUUUUUGGCUUGAUAAUUCUCUGAUGAUGAAAAUACUUUUGGAGAAUGACACCAUUAAGUCUAUUUUCAUCCCUGUUUUUUUAAAUUUUAAAACUUGAAUGAAUUAAUUAAAAACUCCAUAUUAUUUGUCUACAUUUGUUUGAAAUUGACAAAAAAAAUGAGUGCCAGAGUUUUGAGCCAUGUUUGUAAACAGUACAAGUUCGAAAGAACAACAACAAUCACGAUCACACUAAUCCUAGUUAUAACCAUAAUUGUUUCCCUUGUUUGACAGAUUUCAGGAUUUUGCUGUCCUUGACCUGCAGACCCCUCGUGAGUUACAGGUCUUGUUCAGCAGUUCAUCAAUGGGAGAUGUUUAUAAGGAGUAUGUGAUAGAUCAGCUUGGUUUAACUCACUCAAAAUCUGCUGAUCAAAGACAUGAACACUCGACUGGUUCUGUUGCUGCUCAAAGACAUUAACACUCGACUGGUUCUGUUGUUGUAACAUUCUUCAUUGGACAGAGGCUGGGAGCUAACUUUAGAGGUUUCAUACUUUACUUUAGAAAUUGGUUUUCAAAAAUGAUCUCACCAAAUGGGUUAGUGUUGUAUUUUAGAACUAUUGUUGUAUCUUAGAACUAUCGUUUUAUCUUAGAUCUAUGGUUUUAUUUUAGAGCUGUGAUUUUAUCUUAGAACUGCUGAAGGGUUUUCCAAUACUGACUCAAAAUGUAUCUCUUUAGUGUGCCUUAAAUUUUCUCAACUCCAGACAGGCUUAGCUCAAAGAUGAACUUUGACCUUCCAACUGUUGUAACCAGCCACCAGAAAUAAAGAUGACCCUUGUGUUGACCGUACAGAUUUAUACAUCACUUAGAAAUGGUGUGUGGGUUGGGCACCUGGUGAAUAACAGAAUGUACUUUGACCUGGUCGCUAGGACAUUGUCAGUCUACCUCAUCACGAGGACAUUGUCAAUCUAACUGGUUGCUAGGACAUUGUCAAUCUAUCUGUUUGCUAGAACAUUGUCAAUCUACCUGGUUGCUAGAACAUUGUCAAUCUACCUUGUUGCUAGAACAUUGUCAAUCUAUCUGGUCAUGAGAACAUUGUCAAUCUAUCUGGUCACGAGGACAUUGUCAAUCUACCUGGUUUCUAGGACAUUGCCAGUAGUCCUGGUCAUUAGAACAUUGUCAAUCUAUCUGGUCACUAUGACUUUGCCAGUCUAAAUCUCUGUAUGCAAGAAAGCCAGUUUACACUAAAAUAAUGUUUAAAUCAUAUUGGUCAAAUCACUAGUGUUAUAUGGUCAUUGGUCAUUCUAAGACUUGGAGUGGGUCUGUUCUUCAUUCUAAGAUUUGGAGUGGGUCUAGUCUUCAUUCUAAGACUUGGAGCGGGUCUAGUCUUCACUCUAAGACUUGGAGUGGGUCUAGUCUUCAUUCUAAGACUUGGAGUGGGUCUAGUCUUCACUCUAAGACUUGGAGUGGGUCUUGUCUUCAUUCUAAGACUUGGAGUGGGUCUAGUCUUCAUUCUAAGACUUGGAGUGGGUCUAGUCUUCAUUCUAAGACUUGGAGUGGGUCUAGUCUUCAUUCUAAGACUUGGAGUGGGUCUAGUCUUCACUCUAAGACUUGGAGUGGGUCUAGUCUUCAUUCUAAGACUUGGAGUGGGUCUAGUCUUCAUUCUAAGACUUGGAGGGGGUCUUCACUCAAAGACUUGGAGUGGGUCUAGUCUUCAUUCUAAGACUUGGAGUGGGUCUAGUCUACAAAUACUAAAUUAUUUAGUGUAUUGAGCUUGUAUUUCAGAUAUAUGAAGACUAGCGUUUCAAUCUCCUUUUAACUAUGGUAUUUAACUGUCAUUCAAUAAGUGUCCCCCUUUUUGGGCAUCAGUCAUAGCAGCAGAUUUAAAAAUAAAUUCCUUUAUAGUUAGAGAACUGCUAUGUAAGUUAAGAAAUUUUGAUGCAAAAACAUUUAAUGAAAUGCUGAGAAGAAGAAG
Molecule: messenger RNA, 5740 nt
Organism: Lymnaea stagnalis (great pond snail)
Lineage: Eukaryota; Metazoa; Mollusca; Gastropoda; Lymnaeidae
Source: the annotation of a GenBank genome assembly